Molecule: messenger RNA, 1041 nt
Organism: Alternaria novae-zelandiae
Lineage: Eukaryota; Fungi; Ascomycota; Dothideomycetes; Pleosporales; Pleosporaceae
Exons: 3
Coding region: 1-1041 (346 amino acids)
Source: RefSeq, a predicted model, not a curated record
AUGAGCGCUCCGAUACUCCCCGUUUAUCUGCAAUGGGUUGCGCAGACCCUCACACCCUACCUGCGCUACGCCUUCAAGCACUUGUUGCGUGACGAUCUCGACAUAGAGCCGUACGUCCAGCGAGCGUUCGAGACCUCUAGCUUCCAGCCCAAAUCCUCUAUCGAUGGCGACGAUCUCUUUUUUGAGCGCGUGUUCUUCGCGAUCGAACGUAGACACCAAGGCCUCCCAGCCGAGCUUAAUGGACUCACGGAUAACCUGCAGCCUCUGGCGAGGUUUCUCAUCCGGCGGGCGCAGCUAAAGGGACCCUACGAGCUGCUGCAUCGCAAUGCGCAGCCCAGUGAAGCAUGGAAGAAGUACGAAAGUGUACGCCUCAUGCAGAUUGCGCCCGAAAAUGCGAGAGCACAGCCGCAAUACCUCCAGCCACGCCAGGCGCCUACGGUACCAGAGCUCAAAAUCAAGCAACACAGCUUCCCUAUUGCAACUCGAUCGCAGCCCGCGCAGUCCAGAAAUACCUCCAACCGUCGUCCAACUACUCAGUCUGGCCUCCCGACUCUCACUAGACCUUCUGGUAUCUCCAAGUCCGUUCCCAAAGCCUCCGCAACUACUACCACACCGGACUGGACCGACACAGCUCAGCUCGCAGCUAGCAUGCCUGCUUUCAAGAGUCUCCCGAAAGCAGAGAAGGUAGCGAAGAUUAUGGAGAUUAACAGGGCUAUAAAGGCCAAGAACCCUACUGCGCUCACGGCGAUGGAUCAGUUCCUCCUUGACCAUGGUGUCGCUAAAGAAGACGUCACUGCGGUGGGAGUAGUAGGGCCCGAUGGUAACAUAGUGAAGCCACCAGGUCAACAAGCGAUAACCGUUCCGGCACCGGGCUAUCCGACUCAUCCGGGUGUGCAUGCGACUCCAUCGGGUAUGCCAGUCUUCGCGCAUCAUCCAGGCUAUUCGAACAUUACGAGUUCGUUCCCUCAACCGUCCUAUAACCCACCAACAAAAUCUGCACCGGCCAGCAAGCGAGGGAGGAAGAAGAAGGAGAAGAAGUGA